AUGUCACCGGAGCAGCUCGAUCCGUUGAAGCACAAAUUCGACGAAGUCGGUUCUGAAGCGCUUGCGGCCUUGGAUGCCAAGUUUCCUCCUCCACCACCCCGUGCCGGGUGGUAUGCCAAAGGGAAGCAAGAAGACCCCCAGCCCGAUCGAGAUACUUACGCUUUGCUUCGCGACAACAACGACAAGGACACGAGAAUGCAGGAUCUGUGGAAUGAGAUCAACACCGUUCCCGAAUGGGUUGAUUGGGAUCAGAUCCGACGCGGUCAAGACGUCUUCUACCGCUAUGCACCCGCUGCUGUUGCUGGUUUCGCUUUCCAGGGUCUGCUUGCAACCACUGGAGCAUCGUAUCGGCCGGCUGAGACUUUGGUUCGCACGGGAGGGCAUUCCGCCAAAGUUGCAAAGAACCGCCUCUUCGAGACCUUCCAGCUCAUUCUCCAGGUUACUAAAUCCCUCGAUGACAUAAAACCUGGAGGUGAGGGCUUCGCAUCGGCUGUGCGAGUGCGGCUUUUACACGCCUCCGUCCGCAACCGCAUUCUCAAGCUGAACGCUCAGCGACCGGGAUAUUUCGACGUCGCCAAGUACGGCGUCCCCAUCAACGAGCUUGACUCAAUGCAGUCCGUCUCCGCCUUCUCAACGAACCUCGUCUGGCUCGCCCUGCCUCGUCAAGGCAUUUAUGUCCGGCACCAGGAGGCUCUUGACUACCUCGCGCUGUGGCGAUGGGUUGGGUACGUUCUCGGAACACCGCAUUGGGUUCUGGAGACACCCGAGAAAGCUCUCGCGUCCAUGGAGUCGCUUUUGAAGGAGUGCCUUGCUCCCAGUAAGAACUCGAGAGUCUUGGCUCACAACUUGGUCGUGGCACUCGACGGCGUUGCUCCUAUCCACGAGCCGAAGGAGUUCUUUGAGGCCGGAACCCGUUACAUCAACGGUGAUCAGAUGUGCGACGAUAUAGGACUCGGCAAGCCGGGACUGUACUGGGAUGCAGUUGUCAGAGGCCAGUGUUGGGCUCUCAUGGUAAUUACGUAUCUGUCAAGAUCCAUACCCGCUUGGGACAGAUGGCAAAUCAAGACAUUUCGCAACCUCUUUUGGGAGUACAUUGUCGAAAACAAGGACAGUCUGAACGGCAGUUACAAGUACGAGUUCAAAUAUGUACCACACCACGGUGCCCAGACAGGGACCGAAACUCGGGACAGCCCAAAGCCCAAGAUGGGUAUUGCGCCAUUGGAAAUCUUCGGACUUGUGGGAUUCUCUGCAGCCAUGGUGGUAUCUACCGUUGUUUUAACUUUCAUGGCGAAAUUGGUCGUCUCUUACUUACCCAGCAGCACGGUUAUGGCUCAAGUUGUCACGACUGGGAACUUCUCUUUGGACAUGGCGGCUACUGAAGCGCAGACCUCCGAUCCGGAGAAGCGGGUCAGCCCCGACAUCAACCCCGCCACCGGCCCCUCCCCCGGAGACGAUGAUCCGAUCUCUAAGCACCACAUCACCGAUGAGACUGGCGACCUCGCCGCUUCGGCCCUCAACUCCGCUCCGCUUUCAGAAGCUGAGUCCAGAGCGGUUCUUCGGAAGAUAGACUACAGAAUCCUUCCGUUCUUAUGCAUUACUUACGCCCUGCAAUUCAUCGACAAGACUUCGCUAGGGUACAGCUCUGUCUGGGGCAUCAUUCCGGACAACAAGCUCGUGGGGCAGCAGUACAGUUGGGCGAGCAGCAUCUUCUACUUUGGUUACCUCGCCGCAGAAUACCCCGGUCUCGCCGUCUUGCAACGCUUUCCCGUCGCCAAGUUUCUGGGCGUGAACAUCAUCUUCUGGGGAAUGAUUCUCAUGACCACGGCAGCUUGCAGCUCCUUCGCUGGCCUGGCGAGUGUCCGUUUCCUGUUGGGUGCGACGGAAGCGACCAUCAGCCCGGGAUUCGUUGCCGUUACGGGCAUGUGGUGGUCCCGUCAGGAACAAGCCGGCCGUUCGGCGCUCUGGGUCUCAUUCCUAGGCGUCGGAAGCUUCAUUGGCACGCUACUCGCAUUUGGUAUCGGACAUAUCACCGGGUCGUUGUCACCAUGGAAGUACAUCUUCCUCAUCCUUGGUGCGAUGACGGUGGUCUGGGGAAUCAUCUUCACGAUCUUUGUGCCCGAUGGACCCGCCAAGGUCAAAUGGCUGACAGAGAAGGAGAAGGUCAUUGCUGUACAGCGUGUUGCGGAGAACAAGACGGGUACUGGCCGAAGCCGGACUUUCGUCAAGGCCCAGGUUAUCGAGGCCGCCAAGGACCCGGCAGUCAUUCUGCUUGGUUUGAUCUCAUUUGUUAAUGCCAUUGCCUCUGGUGGUCUGGCGUUCGGUUCAUUGAUCAUCCAAGGUUUCGGAUUCAAUGCCUUGCAGACUACACUCAUGAACCUCCCACUUUCCACUGUUCAAGUUGUUGCUCAGCUUGGGGCUGGCUUCUUGACCAGCAAGAUCUCGAACUCGAGGCUGCACAUCGGCACAAUAGCUAUGAUUCCUCCGAUCGUAGGCACAUGCCUGAUCAACCAACUAGAGCUGGAUAACAAAUGGGGUCGGUUGGUCGGUGUCUGGCUGCUGGGUGCCUACCCCGUCGGCUUCAUGGUCAUUUUGGGUCUCCUGUCGACCAACAUCGCCGGUAGCACCAAGCGAUCUGUCGCCUCGGGCUGGGUGUUUGUCUGCUACUGCAUCGGCCAGAUUGCCGGCCCCCAAUUCUUCAAGAGCACCGAGGCGCCCGCCUACCACAACGGCAUCGUAGCUAUGCUGUGCGGAUUCAUCCUGAACCUCGUCAUGAAUCAGGUGCUUAGGUUUAUCUACGUCCGCGAGAAUAAGAAGCGGGAUCAGUUGCUUGAAGGCAAGUCUGAGGAAGAGAUUGCUGAGAUGCAGCGUGAAGGAGAGGUUCUUGGAUUCGAAGACGUGACGGACAAGGAAAAUGUGACUAAUGUUCAGAUACGUCCUUUGAUGCUUCAGUGCAUUCGUCAUAGCACAGUUCCUAUGUGGAUUCGACUCAUCAAACUCAAAUGCAUAGGUCUACAAGUGCUCUUGAAGUUGAGAACAAUGUAUAAUUCAGCUUAA
This is a messenger RNA of Colletotrichum karsti, 3054 nucleotides long. RefSeq names its product allantoate permease. Bases 1 to 3054 code for a protein of 1017 amino acids. The transcript is spliced from 7 exons. Gene Ontology annotation, cellular component: membrane. The record is from RefSeq and is a predicted model, not a curated record. Gene Ontology annotation, biological process: transmembrane transport. Gene Ontology annotation, molecular function: oxidoreductase activity; transmembrane transporter activity. NCBI's taxonomy places the organism in Eukaryota, Fungi, Ascomycota, Sordariomycetes, Glomerellales, Glomerellaceae.